This is a messenger RNA of Armigeres subalbatus, 549 nucleotides long. RefSeq lists its product as uncharacterized. The transcript is spliced from 2 exons. The coding region runs from base 135 to 413 and encodes 92 amino acids. Gene Ontology annotation, molecular function: chitin binding. Lineage: Eukaryota; Metazoa; Arthropoda; Insecta; Diptera; Culicidae. Gene Ontology annotation, cellular component: extracellular region. The record is from RefSeq and is a predicted model, not a curated record.
AACCCCUCGAAUGCAUCACCAACAAUGAUUGAUGGGUCACAUUCGCAAUCGCCGUUAUAAAAGUACAAUUUUGGACAACAAUACCUUCUAGUAGAGACAACAGUGCUGCACGGUGAACAAAGUGACGAUUAGAAAUGAAAACUGCUUCGUUAUUGGUAUGCAUGCUGGUGGUGGUCUGCUGCAUUGAUUACAGCAUCGCACAGAUUUACAUUCCUUGUUUGGGAACGGAAGGCCUGUCCCAGGUGCCGGAUCCGGACAAUUGUCAGGCAUUUUUCAUCUGCAUCGAUGGAAUGGCCUUUCCUCAGCAGUGCGGCCCUGGACUGAUCUUCGAUGUCAUCACCAACAAUUGUAAUACGGAGGAUAUCUCGGUUUGUAUCACAGAAGUUGCUACGCCACCGACGCCAUCCGGAUAGCAGGAAUAUAACAUCAACAUGGGUAGCGAAUUUUAAAAUUGUAAAUGUGAAGUGAUGUGAAUAGAAUAAAUUAUAUUGUUGCAGUUAAUAUCGUGAUAUUAAUAUAAUUGGGCGAAGGCGAUGUGUGGUAAAACCA